Messenger RNA from Amorphotheca resinae ATCC 22711, 1794 nucleotides. RefSeq lists its product as hypothetical. The record is from RefSeq and is a predicted model, not a curated record. Gene Ontology annotation, biological process: chromatin remodeling; regulation of transcription by RNA polymerase II. NCBI's taxonomy places the organism in Eukaryota, Fungi, Ascomycota, Leotiomycetes, Helotiales, Amorphothecaceae. The transcript is spliced from 2 exons. Gene Ontology annotation, molecular function: zinc ion binding; transcription coregulator activity; sequence-specific DNA binding. Gene Ontology annotation, cellular component: nucleus; nuclear chromosome; RSC-type complex. Bases 1 to 1794 code for a protein of 597 amino acids.
AUGACGACCAAGAACCCACCUCAGUCAUUCAUAUCGAGCUAUGCGCCUCGAUUGCGCACUUACGCCAAUUCCCUCCUCACCCCCGUCAUCCAACCGACAACGACACUCGCUGCGCCCUUGUCCCGGACAACGAAGAGAGGAACAGUGGCCAUUAACUAUGCCGAAGAUGGUUUUGAUGACCUUGAUGAUGACGACGAUGAGGGAAGGAGAAGACCAACGGGGUUGAGAAGUAUACGAAGGGAUGAGUCGGGGCAAGCGAAGCAAGACCCUUCAGAGAAGGUUGGGAAAGAGGCUACAGGACCAGUUGAAGUACAAGGGAUUUGGAGGGACUGGAUGGGUAAAGCGAGACCUGCGAAGUCUGACAUGCAGAACUAUGCGCAAGCAGCGUUGCCCUUGACACUCAUACCAAUUCGAAUCGAUCUCGAUAUCGCAGCCUUUACCCCUCCACCACCUCUACCAAUACCUCAAGGUGCUGGCUAUUCUAGCCACAACAUCGACACCUCCCUACCAGUAUACAGACACCAAGAGACAACUGUGCCGUAUCGGCUCAAGGAUAUCUUCUUAUGGAAUCUCCACGAAACCUUGACCACCACAGAUCAGUUUGCACAGACUUUGGUGCAGGAUCUUGACCUACCCAACCGUGGACAGAUGGCGAAUGAAAUCUCCAAGCAGAUUCGGACGCAACUUGAAGAGUAUGCAGGUGUAGCUCUGCAUCCUCUAUUCCACUCUCAACAGACCUCCACAGCAAACGGCGUGGUGACAACAAUACAAGCAGGAGCAAGUUCUCGAGACGUCUCAUCUACCCCAGCUGCCAGUGGAAAUGCUACACCUCUGCGAACUGGAUCGAGCCAACUGAAUGGAAUUUCCUCACCUGCAAAGUUUGGGGCUGGCGGUGCUCCACAACCGGAUAUGAAAGCUACAGCCUCCAGCAUACCGCCAGAAUCGGACGAUUAUAAUCCAGACGAUAUGUAUCGAUGUAUUAUCUCCUUAAAUAUUAACCUGUCCAACCAUCUCUACACAGACAAGUUCGAGUGGUCACUCCUCCACCCCCCAGGGACAGCGGAAAUAUUUGCAAAGCAGACUUGUGCAGACCUCGGCCUUCCUGGGGAAUGGGUUCCAGCUAUGACUCACGCGAUUUAUGAAGCAGUGUUGCGACUUAAGAAAGAAGCCUGUGAGAGCGGGGGUAUAGUUGGUGGUUAUGGGGGCGAAAUACCCAACGAGGCCGCUAACGGUGCUGAAGCUGGUUGGAGAUAUGACAACGAGCAUUUAGCGGAUGAAUGGGAACCGAAGGUGGAGAUAUUAUCCAAGGAAGAGAUUGAGAAGAGAGAAGGCGACAGAGAAAGACAAAUCCGAAGAUUGAGACGCGAGACUGCGAGGUUUUCAUCAAACGCGGGAAUGAUGGGUGGCAUACCACAAGCUAGUGAGAAUAGGGGCUACUUUGAUGAACCAACAGAAGAACGAAUGGGCAGAGGCGAGCGAAGCAAGAAGAAGAGGCGGUUCAGAAGUCUGAGCCCGCUGGCAAGGUCUGGAACUCCUGGCGGUAGAGGCACCCCUGACGUCGGAGGGGCUACCGGAUAUGGUGGAGGCGGCUCUCUCAACGACUUCGAGCGAAAUACCUGGAGAUGUUCGCAUUGCAAGGUCUGGGGAACGGCCGUUUGGGCAGUCCGGGAUGGACCACAAGGCCCGAGAACACUCUGCAACAACUGCGGAUUCCUCUACGAGCGCGAUCGCAGGCUUCCUAAAUGGGCCAAGGACCUACAUAAGAGCGACGGGCGCGCCACCGACUACCGAUGA